CUGUCUGUCUGUCGGCGUUUGAGUUAAAUAUGUUGGUGAAAACCGAAUAUCAUGUGUUUGAUGCUUGUUAACAUUUUCUACAAUUUUGAUGAUAUUAUAGUAAUGUUCCAGGGAUGCAUAUCAUGUAUUUAAACCAUGUUUACAAUAUGCGUUUCUGUAUUUUAUUGCAAUUACUGCAUCUACAGUGAGUGAUAGUGGAUAGUGAAGUUUCUGUAACUAAUUUUUUUUUUUUUUUAAAUCAGCUGUAAUAUAAUUUAAAUUUUCACUAAAACAUGAGUGGAAACAAGUUCAUCAAACAUAGCUCCAUUUGCUUAAAAAGCUUCAAUCAUAAGUAUUCAACAUUUAUUCGCAAGUCUCCUAAUAGUCAUCUUCUGAGAGGGUUGACUUUUACAUUUUAUGGUAAAAGAAAUGUAUCUAUUGUAGUUCGCAUGCUCAAGGGUGCCUUAAAAAUUCGAUACAUAAUAUUAGGAUCAGCCGUCGGCGGUGGUGUACAAUUGUCUAAGAAAUAUGAUGAAUGGAAAGAACAACUACCGGAUUUCAGCUGGAUAACAGAUAUGCUCCCCCCAUCUGAGAAAAUGGAUGAAUUUCGAGAAACUCUUCUAGACUUGAAAAAUCAAAUUUCAUUACCUGAAAAAGGAUGGGUGAAAAGACAUUUAUCUACCCUCUCUGAUCGAAUUGAAAACCUGGGGGAAUUAUUUGGCGAUGAUGCUUCAGAUGGAGAUCCCCUUACUGCAGUGGCUGAGGGUUUUGCUAUUUUAGGAGACUAUUCUUCACCUUUGCCAUUAGAUAUGGCACUUCACACAGCUAUGUCUGCCACCUCCACUCCUCUAAGUGGUAGUUCAUCUAGUUCAGAUAAAGAGGAAAAAACUAGAAUUGAUAAAUUACAAGAAGAACUAAUUAAUGUGCAAAUAAAAUACCAGAAAGAAGUGGAGCGAUUAGAGAAGGAAAACAAAGAAUUACGAAAGCAAAUUAUGCUGAAAUCUUUGAAAUCAGAGCCUGUUAGAAAAAUUAAGAAGUCACUUAUUGAUAUGUAUUCUGAAGUACUUGAUGAGCUAAGUGACUAUGACUCUAGUUACAACACUCAAGAUCACUUGCCAAGGGUAGUUGUAGUUGGAGAUCAAAGUUCUGGUAAAACUAGUGUUCUGGAAAUGAUUGCUCAAGCUCGCAUUUUUCCAAGAGGUGCUGGAGAAAUGAUGACAAGAGCUCCUGUUAAAGUUACAUUAAGUGAAGGUCCUUAUCAUGUUGCAUGUUUUAAAGACAGCUCAAGAGAGUUUGAUUUAACCAAAGAAAGUGAACUUGCUGAUUUGCGAAGAGAAGUUGAAAUUCGUAUGAAGAAAAGUGUUGAAGGUGGCAGAACUGUUAGUAAUGAGGUUAUAUCAAUGACAGUUAAAGGACCUGGGUUACAACGGAUGGUGCUUGUAGAUCUACCUGGCGUCAUAAGUACAGUUACCACUGACAUGAUGGAUGGAACAAGGGAAGCAAUUCGAGAAAUGACUCAACUAUACAUGAGCAAUCCAAAUUCUAUUAUUUUGUGCAUACAAGAUGGAUCUGUUGAUGCUGAACGCAGUAUUGUGACAGAUUUGGUCAGUCAAAUGGAUCCUCUUGGGAGAAGAACAAUUUUUGUUCUAACAAAAGUUGACCUUGCGGAGCAAAAUCUGGCUGAUCCGACAAGGAUAAAGAAGAUUUUAGAUGGUAAAUUAUUUCCAAUGAAAGCUUUAGGGUAUUUUGCUGUUGUCACUGGACGAGGUGGUAAAGACGACAACAUAAAUGUCAUUAAAAAUUAUGAAGAAGAGUUUUUCAAGAAUUCUAAACUUUGCAGAAGUGGCAUUCUUAAUGCAUCUCAGUGUUCAACAAGGAAUCUCAGUUUUGCUGUGUCUGAUUGCUUUUGGAAGAUGGUUAGAGCUUCUGCAGAACAGCAAGCUGAUGCUUUUAAAGCUGCUCGUUUCAACUUAGAGGCAGAGUGGAAAAAUAAUUUUCCACGUCUUCGAGAACUUGAUAGGGAUGAACUUUUUGAAAAAGCUCGAGGGGAACUUUUAGAUGAAAUUAUUAAUCUUAGUCAGCUUUCUCCAAAGCAUUGGGAAGAAACCUUGUCUAAAGAACUGUGGAAAAAAAUGUCUGUUUAUGUCUUUGAAAACAUAUAUGUCCAGGCAUGGCAAGCUGGCAGUCCAGAAUCCUUUAAUACUGCUGUGGAUAUUAAACUGAAACAUUGGGCGGAUGAAAUGCUACCCAAAAAAUGUGUUGAUGUUGGAUGGGAGACAUUACAAGAAGAAUUUGGAACCAUAUUAGAAAAAUCAAAAACAUCUAAAGAUCAUGAUGAUCUUUUUGAUAACUUAAAGGCUGCUGUUGUUGAAGAUGCAAUAAGACAACAUUCAUGGGAGGGGAAAGCUGUUGAUAUGUUGCGUAUCAUUCAACUAAAUGCACUUGAAGACAGAGCAGUUCCUGAUAAACAGCAAUGGGAUAGUGCUGUAAAAUUCUUGGAAUCUAGUUUAAAGGAUAGAUUAAUGCAAACCAAAGCUUAUAUAUCUGAGAUGGAAGGACCUUCAUUUUCAGAGCGCUGGUGGCAUUGGGUUAGUAAAACGCCAGAACAACAACUUUGGUCUAGUGUUAAACAUGAAAUAGAAAAGUUAUUUUCCCAGGCGCAUUAUAAUACCCAAAGUCAUUCCUUAACUGCAGAUGAACUUACAACAAUUAAACGGAAUCUUCAAGCAUCAGAUAUAGAAGCUGAUUAUGAUUUAAUCAAACAAGUAUGGCAUCCUCUACAACGAAAACAUUUACUAGAACAAUCAUUACAAAAAGCCACCGAUUGCAAAAAAGCAUUUUAUUUAUAUCACCAAAGUUUAGAUGCAGAAAUUGAUUGCAGUGAUGUUGUCUUAUUCUGGAGAAUACAGAGAAUGCUGCAGACUACUUCUAAUGCUUUAAGGCAGCAAAUAAUGAAUGCAGAAGCUCGAAGGCUUGAAAAAGAAAUUAAGCAAGUUUUAGAAGAUUAUAGUCAAGAUUCUGACAAAAAGAAGAAAUUACUUACUGGAAGAAGAGUUGUGCUAGCUGAAGAAUUAAAGAGAGUGCGUCAGAUACAAGAAAAAUUAGAAGAAUUUGUUGCAGCUUUACAUACUGAAAGUUGAGAUAUCUUGUCCUUAGUAUAAUAUUCAAAUUCUUUAUGCUAGCUGAUCAUAUUUGGCUAGAACUGUAGUGUUAAGCAGAUGUUUAUCAAUGCAACCAAAAGUGAUAAAUGUAAAUGUGUUAUAGGCAAACACUUUAUUCCAGAAUUAUUUAUUUUGUACAAAUCUGUAAGAAAUUCAAAAAGGGUGUAAUUAUAUUUAAAAUUUUUUAAAUUAUGAUAACUUUAAAAAUGCAUUACAAAUGGCUUUUCUAUGCAAUUAGAAAUCUAAAUGUAUAAAAAAUUUCAAAAUGGGGGGAAAAAAAUAAGGUAAUUAUUUUUCAAAGAUAUUGGUAUUUUAAAGUUGUUUUGAUGUUGCAAAAUUUUGUGAUUUGUGCUGUAUGAAGACAGUUUUAAAUUUUUUAGAUCUAUGUAUACAUAUAUCUGUAAAAUUAUAAUUAUUACAUAAUAUAUUUUAUUUGAAGAUUAAUUAAAAAGCAUUUGCAAUAACUGCUUCACCUAAAUACUUAAAUUCAUAAAAAUAUAACUUUAUAUGUUACUAAUGCUUAUCAAGGAUUUAAACUUUGUAUAAUUCAAGAUUUGAUUGAUGUAUAUAAAAGUAUUUGAAACUGUUUUAGCACAAUGCUGUUUUCUCUAUUCUUUUGUAUUUCAAAUGUAAUUUAUUAUAAGAAUAAAAAAAAUUAAGAAAAGCAUAUGGUUUAUUUACAUAUUUUUACAAAAAUCCUUGAAAGUUGAAUAUUAUCUUGCUUUUAGUCGACUUACAGAACUAGAUCGGCGAACUUGCACUGUGUAACUGUGGUAGUUUCCAAUGGUUUGUGCCAAAAUAGAUGCAAAAUACACAAAAUUGAGUAGACUCUGAAAAUGCAAAUUAAUUUAUUUGUCAACUAAUUUUUUGUUUUUUGGUAACAAACAUGAAUUCAUUUAGUGUAUUUUGUGUAAAUAAAAUAAUUUUUAAAAAUG
This is a messenger RNA of Stegodyphus dumicola, 4075 nucleotides long. RefSeq names its product Opa1 mitochondrial dynamin like GTPase (gene Opa1). Gene Ontology annotation, molecular function: microtubule binding; GTP binding; GTPase activity. Lineage: Eukaryota; Metazoa; Arthropoda; Arachnida; Araneae; Eresidae. Gene Ontology annotation, biological process: mitochondrial fusion; peroxisome fission; mitochondrial fission. The record is from RefSeq and is a predicted model, not a curated record. Gene Ontology annotation, cellular component: cytoplasm; mitochondrial intermembrane space; microtubule.